UGGGGCUUAAUGCGCGUCUUGUCAACCCGUCCUCCUCCCUACACCUACGGAGAGACACCUAGCCUCUACGCUCAUCAGACCAGAGUGCUGACGGACAGCAGACAGACCCCUCUCAUCAGAUUCACAGAGUUCGGCUCCGAUCACCUUCUGGAACGUAAAACUGCCACCGAACACAGCAGAAGCCUCUUAUCUCUCCUGGCUUGUUUAUGUAUAGCCAUAGGUUUGUCAGGACUGUCUUUCGUGAUGUGCGUGACCCUGGCGGGGCGAGUUGCUGUGGACUGAGAUACUGUGGAGUAUUAAUGUUCGCUGUUCUUUAAAAUUCAACGCGGGGUGCUGUGGGAUACAGUGGCUACUCGGUAACUCACAAGCAAAGCGGCUGUUUUCUCCUAUGUGAAAAUGGAAUGGACUGGGACAUGGAUUUUUAACCCCAGAGGUGUUGAAGCGUUCUGUGCUCUUAAAAAACUAUGUAUUUGUGCAGCUUUGAUGGGCGCAGUUCUCUUACGCGUCAACGCAGAGAGCUGUCCAUGGUCUUGCUCGUGUGCCAACAGCACGGCGACGGUGUCCUGCCUUGAUUCGCAAGAGACCGAGAUACCUGGGGACAUACCGCCGUGGGUUAACACUUUAAUUCUCAGGGGCAACAAUGUCUCCACUUUACCUGAAUGCGCGUUUUCUCCCAACGGGACCGAAUUGGAGCUCGUCACUCUGCUUCUGUCUCAUAACAACAUUCAAACAAUUGAGCCCUACGCCUUUUUGGGACUUCCUCGCCUUCAACUGUUGGAUUUAAGUCAUAACCGACUCGUUGUGAUAUCCGAAAUGGCUUUUUAUGGGUUGGAAGAGCUGCGGUAUUUGCACCUGAAUGACACACUCACUGCUUUUGGCGCUAGACAGUUGUCCCGCGCACUGGACAGUGAAAGUCUGCGCAACCUUCAAAGGCUGGAGCUGUCAGGGAACAGACUGAAAACUGUUCCCUUGGCGAGUUUUGACACGUUUAACUUACAUGUUCUUGUGUUGACUAACAAUUCCAUUGAGGUUAUAGGAAAAGACAACAUUACAAGUUUUAGUGAGUUAAGGAAUCUGGACGUGUUCCUGGCCCAGAAUCCAUUUAGAUGUACAUGUGACAUUGAGACAUUUUACCACUGGCUUAAAAACUCGUCUCAGUGCCCGGACUCGCACCAGCUGCUGUGCUCUCAGCCCGAUGGGAAGAAGGGGAUCCCGCUGGAGAAACUUCGGCAUGAGGAUGUGGACUGCCGGAGCGCGGAGCUAGAGGCCGUAUCUUAUGUCUUCCUCGGCUUAGUUCUGGCUCUGAUCGGAGUGGUGUUCUUGAUGGUGUUGUAUUUGAACGGAGGGGGUAUCAAACGAUGGCUGAACAACUUUCGCGAUGCAUGUCGCGACCAAAUGGAAGUGUAUCAUUAUCGCUAUGAGCAGGAUUCGGACCCCAGGUUAGCCAACGUGGCGGUCUGAGGCUUGACCAGCCUCACUCCUCCGCCACAAUAACCUUUCGCCUUUUAUUUCAGAGAAAGGUACCUCGUCCUCAUCAUUUCACUCGUCGCAAAGGCACGUUCAUCAGGACCUUUAGCGACCUGCUUGCUGAACACAUUCUAGUCCUGGUCAGUAUUGUCACACCAGAGGUAUUUUUGUCAACAUGGACUUAGACUACCACAGAGUCAAAACAAGGUCUAGUAGUUGUCCUAUACAUUAAAUAAUGGCAUACAGCUGCUACAGCUGAAAUUAUGCCUAAACACUCAUACAGGGGUAGAGUUAGUAUGUACAGAGCUUCAUGUAGUCACCAGUCAUCUGUAGUCACCAGUCAUCUGUAGAGGAAACCUACGAACUGGUGACCUAAACACACAGUGGUAGACGGUGUGACGGAUAGUGAGACGGUGUGACGGAUAGUGUAAAUGAUUUAAG
Molecule: messenger RNA, 1908 nt
Organism: Clupea harengus (Atlantic herring)
Lineage: Eukaryota; Metazoa; Chordata; Actinopteri; Clupeiformes; Clupeidae
Gene: tpbgl
Product: trophoblast glycoprotein like
Biological process (GO): negative regulation of canonical Wnt signaling pathway
Cellular component (GO): plasma membrane
Molecular function (GO): protein binding
Source: RefSeq, a predicted model, not a curated record